This is a messenger RNA of Magnolia sinica, 1487 nucleotides long. RefSeq names its product SNF1-related protein kinase regulatory subunit gamma-like PV42a. Lineage: Eukaryota; Viridiplantae; Streptophyta; Magnoliopsida; Magnoliales; Magnoliaceae. The record is from RefSeq and is a predicted model, not a curated record. Bases 80 to 1204 code for a protein of 374 amino acids. The transcript has 3 exons.
CGAGAGACAUGCACCCCCCUUCCAUCAUUCCAUCCUCACCGAGAGAGAGAGAGAGAGAGAGAGAGAUGCAAAGAAGAAAAUGGAGAGCAUCAGCCCCAAAGUUCAUCACCACCAUCACCACCGUUGGUUGAUGGAGAAGACAGUGAGUGACCUGAUUAUGGACGGUAACAGGAGGAGACUGGUGGAAGUACCGUACACAGCCUCCCUCACCGAUACCAUGAACGCUCUAGUCGCCAACGAUGUGGUAACCGUACCCGUGGCUGCACCUCCUGGCCACUGGAUAGGUGCAGGUGGGUCCAUGAUCCUCGAAUCGGACAAGAUAACCGGUGUAGUCCGCAAGCAUUACAUCGGCAUUGUUACCAUGCUCGAUAUCCUUCACCACAUUGCUCAAGCUGAUGAUGAUGGUCGAGUCCUCGACUUGGAUGAUAUCAUGUCCGCCCCUGUAUCCUCUAUCAUCGGCUAUUGCUUGGAAGGUCUUAGCUUGUGGACUCUAUAUCCCAAUACCAGCAUUUUAGAUUGUAUGGAGGUUUUUAGCAAAUGCAUCCAUCGCGCUUUGGUUCCACUAGACAGCCAUAUGGAACAUGUUGUUGGAGUAGAACUCGCAGAGUCUUCACCUGGUUACCGGAUGCGCACUCAGAUGGAUGUGUUAAGAUUUUUGAAGGAGAAUCAUAUGGAACUGAAGGAGAUCUUAUCACAGUCUGUUGGGCAACUGGGAGCAGUCAAUGAGAACGUCUUUUCUGCAACCCAACACACAAAAGUCAUUGAAGCUAUUAAAUUCAUGAGAAAUGCUUCAGUGGGUGCUCUUCCUAUUGUUGAUGCUUCUGAAGCCCUUGGAGAAGAAGAUCACGAGGUCACAAAUGUGAAAGGCAGGAAGCUAAUAGGUACAUUUUCUGCAACGGAUCUGCGAGGGUGCUCUAUUGCGCUACUUCAAUCUUCGCUGCCCCUCAGUGUUGUAGAGUUCACUGAGAGAGUAUCCGUGGUGCUGGGUGUUGGAUGUCGUAAUGCUGAUGUGGGCCAUUCAUCAUCUAGGAUGCUUAUUACUUGCUACCCAGAAACUAGCCUCACUGAAGUAAUUAAUAAGGCUGUGGAUGGGCAUGUGCACCGAGUGUGGGUCGUUGACCAGCGUGGGUUGCUUCUCGGGCUCAUAUCACUCACUGAUGUAUCCCAAGUGAUAAGGGCAUCUGUUUCGGGCAUGGAGUCCUGAUCGAAUAGAGCCAAGCCAGUUCAAGCCCAGCUGAUAGUGGACAGCUGUAAAUCUCCUCAGGUAGGUUUUGGCUAUCUUCACUUCCAGGUUAGGAAUGAUGACAUAGGAUGGCAGGAUGGAUUUCAAGUGAGUCAAUGUGUGGUUUUGGUUUCCCAGCGCUUUCAUGAAGAUUUUGCAACAUAAACAGGAUGAUGCAUGAUACAUAUUUUCCUUGCACUGCUAAGGAUAGGUUGUUGUAGUACAAACCCGUUUUGAAAAUCAUUAAACAAACUUCUCUUCUGAA